Molecule: messenger RNA, 4604 nt
Organism: Pocillopora meandrina
Lineage: Eukaryota; Metazoa; Cnidaria; Anthozoa; Scleractinia; Pocilloporidae
Source: the annotation of a GenBank genome assembly
CGAAGAGAUACAAGAAGGUCUUUGCUGACGGUAACUCAGCAGUUCCAAGGACUUUCUCUCGCUUUUGCCGUUAAAAAUGGACUCCGAAUAUCUCAAAAAACACGUCGGAAAAGCUCUUGCCUCUGGUUUAGCUGAAAUAGCGGAGAAAAGACCAGUAGAUCCCAUUGAAUAUUUAGCUCACUGGCUACGAAAAUACGUUGAAAAUGAAGAGUUUGCAAAGAAGGUAUUAUGUGUGGCAAAUUUGGUUUUAUGUAUUGUUUCACAGUCUGUAUCUACUGCUGUUAUAUUUUGACCCCAUGAAAAUAUUCAUAGUUGUUUCAGACGGAAACAGGACGUUUUUAAUCCCUUCAGUAAUACAAAAAAAUAGCGAAAGUUAUUACUUAAACGUUGUGUAAAAUAUUGACUUCAGUUUGGGAAGAAUUAAGAAAUUUUUUGGCGACAUGUGUUUGUAUAAAGAAGUUUGUCAUUGCUUUGGUUGCAAAUACGGAAUACGAACAACUAUGUGAUGAUAUUUUAAGUUAACUGGUAUACUUGAGAUCCUUGUUCCCAAUUUUUUUAGUCCUGUAAAUAAGGAUCUAUGAAAAAUUGUUUUUUUUUCCUUGGUGUAUUAUGUUUGUAGGAACUAGAAGAAAAAAAGGCUCUUGAGAAAGAGAGACAAGAAGCUGAAGAGGAGCUUAUUAGAGAACAGAAACGGAAAGAGGAAGCUGAAUUGAUUGCACGGCAAGAAGCGUUUGAGAAGGCUGCCAAUGAGGAGGUUGUGCUUGAUCAAACACCAAGGCCGAUUCCACCAGAAGUCACUGGGACAUUGGCUCCUGUUGCAGAGGGAGAUGAAGUAGAAGGUGAGUAAAGGCAAAGGAAUACGAUGUUGAAAAAUGUAGAGUCACUAUUAAUUGAAGACUGUGACAUUAAAACUUCUCUCUUACCAAUUUUCAUCAGGUAGUGAGGCUGAAUGAGUAUGCAGUAUUAUUUGUACAAUGUAUUUGUAGCUGUAAAGUAUCAUCAUUCAAGUGUCUCAAAAUCCGGUGAAGACAAGCAGUAUAGCUGAUAAAACAUCAUGAACUUAAAGUAAAUGCUGUGAGGUAUAAUUAUUCAAACUCAAUUUGCUGGACAGAAAAUAAUAGUGGAGCAGUUAUUUAAAUGACCUUUUACCUCAUUACAAAAUUCCGUUUUGUCUUUUUCUGUAGUAACAAUAGUAAGACUCUAAGGAGAAUGUUGUGUAGGAAUAUUGUUUGAAGAGUUCUCUUUUUCUGGGCUUUGUUUAAUCCUUUAACCCUUUAACUCCCAGUAGUGAUGAACAUGAAACUUCUCCUAAUAAUAUCCAUACAUUAUUCAGCAAACAGGUAUUGAGAAUAUUCAAACUUAUCAGUUAGAAGCUGCUAUCUAGAUCUUGCACCAAGUUCUCAUAACUAAUUUACAAGGAAAUCUGUAGCAGCUAGAGGGGAGAAUUAACAAUCAGAUCUUGGGAGUUAAAGGGUCAACCUUGCCAGCAUGAGUUGCCUAAAAGUUAGUAAGUGUAACUCAUCAAGUCGCCCAAAAUUCAUCUCAUCCAAAGUCAUGUCUCCCAAAACUAGAGUUUAUCUUGAUUUAACUCCAAAUUCUCCUAACUAAAAUAUUAGAAAAUAUAUAAUGGCUAGAAGGGAGAAUAAAUAAUUAGAUAAUUUCCUAAUAAAGCAUCUAAGUAUUUAAAUCAGAAUAGGGAUCUAAUAAAAACUUGCUGUAUUACUCAAACUUUGAAUCUCUAUCAACCGAUAAGUCAAUACAGAAUGAAACAUGUUAAUUUUUUGAUUUUGAUGUAAGUUGUUAAUUUCUAACAAUUAAACCAUGACUGUGAUACUAAGAUUUUCUGUUUUAUUUGUAAUGCAGCUGGUCAAAGGAAGCCAGAAAAUGAAUAACUCAGAUGCAUGCUUCAAAUAAAAACCAACAACUGAAGAUGUCUUCACCAUCAUUGAUAUCGUUUUGAAAGUUUUCCCUUUGAGAUAGUUUAAUUUCAAACAUUUUUUAAUGAUUGUUUUGUUCUUAACGUUACAUGUUACAAAAAUUUUUAAAGAUUUUAUGAUUGUUACUAUUCUGAAACUGAGAAAUACUGCCGGAUAACAUAAAGUCAUAAAAUUCCUCAAUUCAAAUUUUACUGGAGAGUUUUAAUGCAAUUUAUUAGAGAAUUAUUCAUUAAAGAUGAUAAUUAUGGAAAUUGUGCAAAUAAUAUAGAUUCACAUAUUUUGAAAUAUAUAAUUUUAAAUUCACUCUACAUUGAUAAACUUAAAGGUUAGAUAUUGGCUCUUCAACCCAAAUGUUAUCAUGAUAAAUUAUUGAUCAGAGAACUUUGUAACAGUUAAAGUUUGUUCAGCAACAUGUUACUUUUUUUUUUUUUUCUGGAGAACAAUUUCAUAUUCGUGCAAAGUUAAGUGUCUGAGAUAAGAAAUAAAGUAAUCUGAAGUGCCUCUACUAGACUGUACAAAUUAAACUUUCAUAAUAACUUGUAACUUGGAUUGACAGCCUUCUUAAGAGAAGCCAUUUGCUACAAUCUCAUCAAGCAAGAAACACCUAGCUUGCAAUUUGAUGCAAAUUAGUUGGAAAUUCAAUAAAUGCAUGCCUGUUGGAUUUACCUAAUGUAUAAUAUUUCUGUUUUGAACUCUGCUCUGAACUCCUUUCUUUUCCUUGGUUUUUCUGUUUGUUUUUUUUGUUUUGUUUUGGUUGGUUACCUUGGAUUUCUUUUCUUUUCUUUCCCUGGAUUUCUUUUUUUACCACCACUGGGUCAACGUAUUUCUUAAAAUUCAAUUUGAGGUAUUCUUCAGACUAUAGAGACAAUUUAGACAAGUCUUCUUUCUGAAGUAAUUAUUCUGUAUUUCUUGUGCUUAAGCUUUGACAAAAAGGGAAGGGUCUCCAAAGGAAGCAUGCAGUUUGCAGGCAAAGUUUAAGUACUCAUCUUAGAAGUACCUCAAGCAUCACUGGAAUGUUUCAUCAGAGAGAAAAAUAGUACAUGUCAGAGUAUCACAUGAGCAGAAUCUAUUUAUUAAGUAUAGGAUCUCUUUAAAUCCCUGUGGAGUGUGGGAAAACAGAGGUGGUUCUUUAAAAUCUUAAGGAGUAAGGUUCAUAAUGUAGAUGCAGUCUCUGUCAUAUUUGUAUCCUCUCUUCUUGGUGGUAAACACUGUCCUCUCCCCCCCUCCCUCAUUCCCUUUCUUCAUUUCUCUCAAUGCUAACACCACCUCAGGGAUAUAAAAAGCCAUGAUGAAAUUUGAAAAUUGAAAUUUCCCUGUUUUAAUCAAUCAAACAAAUAGAUCAAGACAAUAAAGCAGAAGAGGCCGAGAAGACUACUGAGGAAGCUGCACCAUCUGGUGAAGGUGAGGCUGCUGCAGCUUCUGCUGAAAAGAAUGAUGAAGAGGCAAAGCCAGAGGGAGAGGAAAAGAAGGAAGGGGAGGGGGAGGAGCCGGCAAAGGAGACAGAGGGGGAGGAAAAGCCUACAGAAGGAGAGACAAAGGAGGGGGAAGGGGAAGUGGAGCAAGCAGGAGAGAAGCAAGAGGGGGAAGCAGCUGAGGAUGAAAAAAAAGAGGGAGAAGCAGCGGAAGAUGAGAAAAAAGAGGAUCAACCUGAAACAGAAGGUGAGUCAAAUUGAAGAAAAAAUUGAUUCAUCAUCAUCAUCACUUUAUUUGGUAAUGCAGGUUACAAAUUGGCAUGUUUUUUAAUGGCUCUCUAAAGCUGCAACCCUUGUCAAGUUUUAUCGAAACACCCACUCUCAGCAACUUUGUCUUGGGAAAAGUUGAAAUAUGGCAAGAAUCUUAAUGAAGAUUGUGGUUCACUUCUCAUUUUCAAGUCCCUUUUUAUAUAAAUAGAGAAACAUUUUUCUGGUCAAGAUAUCUUAUCUUUGCCAUCCAUGUUUUCUUCAGCAGCAGAGCCUGCACCUGCAAAUAAAGAGGAUGAAACAACAGAUGCAGAACCAGAACCAGCACCAGCUGCUGAAGAACAGGCGGACCCUGCAGCUCAAACAGAAGAACCUGAAGUGCCUCAGGAAUAAGAAUUGUGUAAAUUAAUAUAUUAAAUUUAAUAUUUUAGUUUUAUUUUUCAAUACCAUGUAUGUUCAUUUUUGUAAAUAUCCGCUUGCAUUUUUAUAAUCUCUGUUAGUAACAGUUGGUAUUAUACUUUUCCAGCAUAUUGCACAACGUUUAUGACUGUAUUAGGAUUGCAUAACAAUUCAAACGAGAGUUCACCUUGAAAAAAAGAAACAGUUCAGUUGAGUUUAGUAAACAGACAAAUGUAAAUUUAAUUAAAUAGUUUGCAUCAUUCUAUAGCAAGAUAUUUGUCAUUUUAAGGGUGCUUAAGGUAAGGAAUGUUGUAUUUUUUUAGGAGCAAAAGUGAAAUCAAGAGUACAUUUUAUGAGUUAAGCUAAGAAAAUGACAUUGAAAAAGACUUGACCUUUAAUAUGUUAAGGGUUAAGUUCCAUUCAAGUUUGAUAUAGGAAAUUAACUAAAAGAUUUGUUAAUCAAUAAAUCUAUUUAAGCUAUUUCCGAUAACAAUUUUCUAAGCAAGACAAAAUGUCUGCACAGGAGAACAUUACAAAUAAGUCUGCACAUGUUUACUUACUAGAGUCCCUUCAAGGAACGAUCUUUGAA